This is a messenger RNA of Drosophila yakuba, 4756 nucleotides long. RefSeq lists its product as uncharacterized. The transcript has 2 exons. The record is from RefSeq and is a predicted model, not a curated record. Lineage: Eukaryota; Metazoa; Arthropoda; Insecta; Diptera; Drosophilidae. Bases 1 to 471 code for a protein of 156 amino acids.
AUGCUAACAAUAAGGCCGGAUCGAUCCUGGCUAACCUCAUCCGCACCCCAGAAAUUCGCAUCCACAUCCACAUCAACAUCAAUGUCUACGUCAAAGUCUAAACCCGAAUUCGAAGUGGCCGAGACAGCGCUGAGGCAACGCGUGCUAUCGCCGAUACCGAUCAUACCGAUACCAGUGAUACCCGAAGACGUCGAAUCGUUGGCAAACACCAAUACGAACAGCAAUAGUUCGCCCGAUCAGCAGAAUGUGCCCAUGACCAUAAGUACAGUACCGCCAUCGAGUUCAGCGCCCGCUUUCACAGUGACCGGAACCGGAAGCGGAAUUGAAUAUGAAAGUUCGGUGGCCGGAACUAGUGGUGGCAUUGUCAAAUCGAUAACGAUGGACGAACCGAUUACGACGGGGAGCGUCAAGCCGAUUGCCUCGAAUAAGUUUACUAGGAAAAGAGAACGUGUAUGCAAUAAUAGUAGUUAAUAGUGGUAGUCAUAGUUAUAGUAAUACUAGAGGUAAAAGUAAUAUUAGUAAUUCUACAAGUCGAAUUUCGAACUCGGCCUUUUGUAAAUAAGCCUCUUCGAGAUGAGAAAAAAGUCAAAUGUUAGCAUAUACAUAUUAAUAUACAGAAUACACACACUAUGUAUCUAUAUCUGUAUAUGGAUAUAUAGGACUACCCACAAAAAACAUCCAAAAGAAAGAAAAAAACAAUAAGAGAAAACCAAACAGAAUAUAUGUAUGUAUACAUAUAUAUACACAUGUAUGUAUGUAAUUGUGUAACUUUUUUUUCUAAGUUUUAGGCUAAACGUAUUUGUAAUAUUUCACCUUGGGCCAAGGCAGCCUGUACAUGCAUACUAAAAUACUUAACAUAAUAUAGCAUGUAGGAAGUGUAUGUGUGUGUAUGUGUAUGCGUAUGGGAGCGUGCGUGUGCGAGUGUACAGGACCAGAUUGGUUAGGAAGUUAGGUCAUAGGACAUAGAUCGUAGGGCACCAGUAUGUAGAAUCCACGUAUGUAAACGCUCAGAAACAGAAAUAGCAAUAGCAAACCUAAACAGAUCUGGCACCAAAAGUCCAUACCAGUAAAUCCGUGUAACCCUUAAAGAACUGCAACCCCCUGAAAGACGCCCCCCACCCCCCAGCAGUUCCGCUUCCGGUGCAGCGAACCAACUGCAAAACAUCCACGAACAUGGCAAAUUCUAGAGUCCGUCUGUAUGAAAUUUGUGUGCGAAUACAUACAUACAUUUACAUUGUAUCCGAAGGAUGUGUGUCUGUCUGGCCUGGCUAUGUGUGCGAGGCAAGUGAAAGCAUAAGCAUACGAGGAACCCAUUAAAGACCCAACAAUUAUACACAAAACGAGCAGAACAAGAAAAAUGGAAAACCAACAAAAAAAUCAAACAACAACAAAAUUCAAAACCAAGAACAAUGAAAAACUAUCUAACUGUAAAGUGCAUGUUGCGAGAUUUAGAAAACAGCGAAACCAGAAAACCAAAAACCAAGAGAUAGCAAAAAAUUGAGAACCCCAAUAACCGAGGAUAAACGAAAAAUAAACACACAAGAUGGGAGUUCUUACUUAGCAUCUACGUACUAUGUAGAUCUGGCUUUAACUAAACUAACGAAACAAGUUUGUUGUUGUCUUCUUUUUCUACACAUAUAUUAAAAAUAUAUAUAGUAUAUAUACAUACAUAUAUAUUUUCGUUGUUGCUGUUUUUCGCCCAUUCUUUUCUACCAAGAAUUAUGAACUCAAUUAAGAACCUGAAUAGCUUUUGAACGCAAGUUUGAGACGAUGAGAUGAUAUAGUAGCGUAGACUAAACUGAGUUACAAAUGAGAAGAAGUCGAAAAACGAACUACUAUUUAGUAUAGUCUACAUACUAAAGUGAACAAUUUUAAUUGGAAUUUUUGUAACAUAUUGAAGUAAAUCUCAUUAAUAACAUAUACAAGCUAGCUGGCAAAUGUGUAACAACGGAACAAACCACAAGCUCCAGAUAGAAAAUAAUAGUACCGAACCGAAGCGAACGAAAGCGAGCUGAUAGAGCAGAGUAGUGUAGACAUAAUAGCAGAAGUGGCCGAGCUACGUAAAGAUUUUCUAAAGAUUCUAAAAGGAACAUUAUAUAUACUAUAUAUAUAUAUAUACUUACUAUAAAGUAUUAACUGAGAGCAUCGAAGUUAUUUAAUGUAAAAAAUCAAAGCAAGAAACUAAAACAAGUUAGGUAAUGUGCAACCUUCUAACGCUUUGUUAGGUUACCAAGUUCCCAAAUUGAAGACAAAUGCGAUAUACAGACAACUGAAUUGCCCGAAUAGUGCCCCCACCUUCCAGCUCCCAUUCUCGCACCAACUCCCCAAUUCCCCGGUCAGUGAGACAGACUCUGCAUAAUAUACAGAACCAGGGCCAGAAAGGAUCAAAAUAUCUGUAAACUGUAGUUUAUAUAGCCAUAGGAUGCAGUCCACUUAAAGCCAACUAGGAGUACCGAAGUUUUACCACAUUACCAAGCCCCUCGCCUAAGUUUUGAUUUAUGAAAACGAAACUCUCCCCUCAACCAAAAAGUUUCCCAAUUGUCUGAUAGGUCUAAACUUAUAUGUACAUGUACAACUAAAGGCCCAGACCAGCAAAAAGAAAAUUCUAAGGAGAACAAGGAACAAGAAACAAACCAACUAAAUGAACCCUUAAACAAAUGUGUGUAUACCUAUUUAUAAUAUUGAAUAUUUAAAUUGAAAUGAACGUUCAAGACUGCUGUCAAAAUAGCUUUAUCACAAUAAAUAACAAAGAUCUACACAAGACGAUAACAGCACACCAAACACAACAGAACAGAUCAGAACCAAACAGAACCGAACAGAACAGAACAAAACAGAUCAGAACAAUACUAAGGAUAUCAAUAAACAUCGAUUAUCUAACCGGAAACACACAGCAACACACAGAUUCAGAUACGCGAUAUGGAAUGCGGCCAGCUUUAACGUUAUAAAUUCAUGCAUAUUUGGGUUUCAACUCUACAACAACUUAAAACGAAUACGCAUGAUAACACUGAAAUUGAUCGAUAUACAACUAACGAUAUACGGAGUCGAAUCAAAUCAAAUCGAGUCGAAUCGAAUCGAAUUGAAUCGAAUUGAGUAAUUGGUGGAAGAUCAAAUUCCCGUUUGAACUGGUUUCCUAAGCCCCACAAAAUACCUUUAAACACUAGAUAAAAACCAAAAAUGAAAAUAAAAACUUUGAUAUGAGGGACCGAAUUUCCAAAGACAGGUCUUUAUUAUACAAAAUACCAAAGCAGAAGCAAAUCAACUGACAACAAAUUCCUAAGUAACAACAUUUAACAGUAACAGUUUAUAAUACGCAAGAUUUUAAGCCGCCUUAGAGCUGGGUUCCCCAAUGAAAAACUAUGGUACACAUUGAAGGAUCGUAUUGCACCAUAUCCUUGGUUGACUUUCGUUGCAUUGCAAGUCCGAGUCCCACGUCCAGCUUUGUGUUACAUUGUCCAUUUGUGUUUUACCUCUACGUAAACCAUAAUCAUAUCGAAUCGAAUCGAUAAAUGUAUACUUUAUUUUCCUCAGCGAUUCGUAGAGCUCAAGGGGUACUUCGAGAAUCAUGCUUCAACCGUAACUCUUCUAGCCAAACCAGGUCCAAUAGAACAUACAUAUACAUAUAUGUAUGUAUAGCCCAGUCAAUGCCAAUGCAAAUGAUGAACUGGAUUCGUGUUUUCGAAAACGUUUCGAGCCCGAUUAUGACGAAGCAGCCAUUUUGGUGUAUUUACACGAUAGAAUCAAGAAAGGGUCCUUCCCCCAAAAAUAUCCCCCACAUCCCCAAUCCCUCCUCUCGCGCGCCCAACUAGAGCGGGGUAUGCAAAAUAUAUAUGGUUACAUAUACAAUAUCUAGAUAUACAACACACAUAUACUCGUAUAUACAUGUACAGACGGUCUAUGUGGUGUAUACCCAAAAACCCAAAAGCCAGAAACCAAACAAAAAACCAAGAACCCAAAUAACAAAAAACAAAAACCAAAAAACCCCACACUAAUAAGAUCAUAUUUGACUUUAUAUGUAUUAUAGUAAUGUAUUCAGUAGCUAAAUCGAAAGCCGAAGCAAAGACCAAUUUAUUAACAACAAACUAAUAAGGAAAACCCAACUGGAAAACAAUUAUUAUGUUAAACUAAAGAAUAAAAACAUAAGAGGAAGCCGAAACAAUUUUUUAUGGAGAAAAAAAAAGAAAACAAAACAAAAGAAAAGAGAGUAAACUAGAAUGCAUUGCAUGAAUUAAACGAAGUGGAGAAAAACUAAUAGAAAGCAAAACUUGAAUAAAGCUAAACAAAUGUUCAACUAAAACCAAACUUUAACUAAACCUACACUAAUGCUAAAUCUAAAACAAAAGUAACAUUAAAUUAAAACAACUAAAAGAAAGAAGAUUUAAUUUCUAAAAGAAAUAAUGUAAGAAACUAAAACAAAAAAAAAAACUGCAAAAAAUUCAGUGACUAAUGAAAUAGUUUAUUUUGAAUUUACUGUAUUGUAUAUUUAAAUUAAAAACGGGAAACAAGCCCAAACAAAGUAUAUUGUUAUAUCUUAUCGAGGAACCGUGUUUUGCAAAAGCUUUAAUAUAAUAUUUAGGGUGCCUACAUUUGCUAAAUUAGUAUUUUACGAUUCAAAAACCAAGGAACAAACCAAAUGAGAAAUUAAAUACAAAUACUAAAACUAAAACCAACACCUACAUACACGAAAUAGUAAAAAGCUUGAUUAAAACGAACCCAAAAAGUUAGGAGCCUCGAUUUCCAAAAACGAAUACACUGAAAA